CCCCCUUCCUGGUGACUGCUUUUAAAGGUGUGUGCUGCCUUCCUGAUUGUGGAGGAAAAUGCCGGUCCGGAAGCAAGAUACCCAGAGAGCAUUGCACCUUUUGGAAGAGUAUCGUUUGAAACUAAGCCAAACUGAAGACAGACAUCUCAGAAGUUCCAUAGAACGGGUUAUUAACAUAUUCCAGAGCAACCUCUUUCAGGCUUUAAUAGAUAUUCAAGAAUUUUAUGAAGUGACCUUACUGGAUAAUCCAAAAUGUGUAGAUCGUUCCAAGCAGUCUGAACCAAUCCAGCCUGUGAAUACUUGGGAAAUCUCUAGCCUUCCAAGCACUACUGUGACUUCAGAAACUCUGCCAAGCAGCCUUAGUCCUAGUGUAGAGAAAUACCGAUAUCAGGAUGAAGAUACACCUCCUGCAGAGCACCUGUCCCCGCAGAUAACCAAUGAGGCACUCGGUCCAGAGCUCGUCCAUGUCUCAGAGAAGAACCUGUCGGAAAUUGAGAAUGUGCAUGGAUUUGUUUCUCAUGCUCAUAUUUCUCCAGUGAAGCCAACAGAAGCUGUUCCUCCCUCUUCUCCCACUGUCCCUGUGAUCCCUGUCCUGCCAGUCCCUGCUGAGAAUACUGUCAUCCCACCCACCACACCACAGGCAAAUCCUCCUCCAGUACUGGUCAACACAGAGAGCUUAGAGACACCAACUUAUGUUAAUGGUACUGAUGCAGAUUAUGAGUAUGAAGAAAUCACACUUGAAAGGGGAAAUUCAGGGCUUGGUUUCAGUAUUGCAGGGGGUACAGACAACCCGCACAUUGGAGAUGAUUCAAGUAUUUUCAUUACAAAAAUUAUCACAGGGGGAGCAGCUGCACAAGAUGGAAGAUUGCGGGUCAAUGACUGUAUUUUACGGGUAAAUGAAGUAGAUGUUCGUGAUGUAACACACAGCAAAGCAGUUGAAGCAUUGAAAGAAGCAGGCUCUAUUGUACACUUAUAUGUUAAAAGACGGAAACCAGUAUCAGAAAAAAUAAUGGAAAUAAAGCUCAUUAAGGGUCCUAAAGCAGGUCUUGGGUUCAGCAUUGCUGGAGGUGUUGGAAAUCAGCAUAUUCCUGGGGAUAAUAGCAUUUAUGUCACCAAAAUAAUCGAAGGAGGUGCAGCACAUAAGGAUGGCAAACUUCAGAUUGGAGAUAAACUUCUAGCAGUGAAUAGUGUGUGUUUGGAAGAAGUUACUCACGAGGAAGCAGUAACUGCCUUAAAGAAUACAUCUGAUUUUGUGUACUUGAAAGUGGCAAAACCCACAAGUAUGUAUAUGAAUGAUGGCUAUGCACCACCUGAUAUCACUAAUUCUUCUUCUCAGCCUGUUGACAACCAUGUUAGCCCAUCUUCCUACUUGGGCCAGACGCCCACAUCACCAGCCAGAUACUCACCUGUUUCUAAAGGAAUGCUUGGAGAUGAUGAAAUUACAAGGGAACCUAGAAAAGUUGUUCUUCAUCGUGGCUCAACAGGCCUUGGUUUCAACAUUGUAGGAGGUGAAGAUGGAGAAGGAAUAUUUAUUUCCUUUAUCUUGGCUGGAGGACCUGCUGAUCUAAGUGGAGAGCUCAGAAAAGGAGAUCGUAUUAUAUCGGUAAACAGUGUUGACCUCAGAGCUGCCAGUCAUGAGCAAGCAGCAGCUGCAUUGAAGAAUGCAGGCCAAGCUGUCACAAUUGUUGCACAGUAUCGACCGGAAGAAUACAGUCGUUUUGAAGCUAAAAUACAUGACUUACGGGAGCAGAUGAUGAAUAGUAGCAUUAGCUCAGGGUCAGGUUCUCUUCGAACUAGCCAGAAGCGAUCUCUCUAUGUCAGAGCCCUUUUUGAUUAUGACAAGACUAAAGACAGCGGCCUUCCCAGUCAGGGAUUGAACUUCAAAUUUGGAGAUAUCCUGCAUGUUAUUAAUGCUUCUGAUGACGAAUGGUGGCAAGCCAGGCAGGUUACACCAGAUGGAGAAAGUGAUGAAGUUGGAGUGAUUCCCAGUAAACGCAGGGUUGAGAAGAAAGAACGAGCCCGGUUGAAAACAGUAAAGUUCAAUUCUAAAACAAGAGGAGAUAAAGGGCAGUCAUUCAAUGACAAGCGUAAAAAGAACCUCUUUUCCCGAAAAUUCCCCUUCUACAAGAACAAGGACCAGAGUGAGCAGGAAACAAGUGAUGCUGACCAGCAUGUAACUUCUAAUGCCAGCGAUAGUGAAAGUAGUUACCGUGGUCAAGAAGAGUAUGUCUUAUCUUAUGAACCAGUGAAUCAACAAGAAGUGAAUUAUACUCGACCAGUGAUCAUAUUGGGACCUAUGAAAGACAGGAUAAAUGAUGACUUGAUCUCAGAAUUUCCUGACAAGUUUGGAUCCUGUGUACCUCAUACAACUAGACCAAAACGAGAUUAUGAAGUAGAUGGAAGAGAUUAUCAUUUUGUGACUUCAAGAGAACAGAUGGAAAAAGACAUCCAGGAACAUAAAUUCAUUGAAGCUGGCCAAUAUAACAACCACCUGUAUGGAACAAGUGUUCAGUCUGUGCGAGAAGUAGCAGAAAAGGGCAAGCACUGUAUUCUUGAUGUAUCCGGAAAUGCCAUAAAGAGAUUACAAAUUGCACAACUUUACCCAAUCUCCAUUUUUAUUAAACCCAAAUCCAUGGAAAAUAUUAUGGAAAUGAAUAAACGUCUAACAGAAGAACAAGCCAGAAAAACAUUUGAGAGAGCCAUGAAACUGGAGCAAGAGUUCACUGAACAUUUCACAGCUAUCGUGCAGGGAGAUACGCUGGAAGACAUUUACAACCAGGUGAAGCAGAUCAUAGAGGAGCAGUCUGGCCCUUACAUCUGGGUUCCAGCCAAAGAAAAGCUAUGAAGAAGGCGUGUGUCUGCUUCUCUCCCGCCGUCCGUCUCCUGCUCUUCGACACUUCUUUGCCUUUCCUCUGGAGUUCGUCUUCUGGACUCCUUUCAUGUCGAAUCAUGUCCCACUCAUCAUGGUCUGCAGUUGCACUUAAUUUUGACAAAUAGUGUCUCCUUCAAGUUGCAUCGUCUGUAUUAUUCUGUCAUUGUUGGUUUGUGGCCAUUUUUCGGAACUGAAGUUGGAAUGGCCUGACCAGCUAUUAAGGGUUUGGGGAGAUACGGAAAUUGUGGUAAAAUUCCUUAAUGUUUAAGGGAAAGUAAAUUUAAGAGAUUUUCAGAAAAGCUUUAUAUACCUUCUUUUCAAAUUUCAAUAUAAAUGAAAGAAAAGUUGUUUAAUCAGUGAUUUCGUAGACUUUGAGCAACUAUGCACGUUUAACUUUAAUAGCAUGGUUUGGCCAAUGUAUUAGCUAUCAAGUCCUUUUCCCAAUUGACUGCUCUUAUCAAAGUGAUUUCCCUGUAGGCAUAAAAAAAAAUGGGUUUUUAAUUUCAAAAUUAAUGUCUGAGUUAGCUUUCAUAACUUCACAAGGGAUAUUCAUUUUUCAUAAGAGUUCUUAAAGUCUUCUGUUGUUUGAGGUUUUAUUUCCCAGUACAUUUAUCAGAAAUAACAAUGUUCAACCGUUUUUAAUCUACUUGUGCAACACUAUUUAUAGUGUCCUACAAAAGUUGUUCAUAGUUAGCAAUCAUCACAUUUUCUGAAUUGAGGACAUGUCUAGGUGCUAAGGGAACUCACCUUUUACACAGAAGGUUGAGAAAAUCUCAUAACCGCAGACAUUACAGUGGUGAUAUAGUAAUUACUAUGGCAAUGGAAAAAAAAAGUCCAGUUCAUAGCCUAAAACUUUAAAUGUAUUCUUAAGGGUCAGAUUUUAAUGAAUAUUUUACCCACAAUAACUGCCUAUUUUGUUAUAAUAAAAUAUAUAAAUAAAUAUAUAUAAAACUUUCUUUAAACUCUGUAACUAUGGGAAUUAUUUUCUUUACAUAGUUGCACACACACACACAUAUAUAUAUAUUUAAAAUAUUUUUUUUCUUUUGCCACCUACUCCUUUUUGUUUGGUUUUUUAAAUUAAAUAUGAAUUGAUUAGACCUCUCUUCAAUCAUAUGAACUGACAAUAGGAGUACGGUGGUUGUGAGGAGAAACCUCUAGGGAAAUUAGGUUACCAGUAAAAGUUCGGGCAUGUUCUCCUCUUUUCUACAGAAGUUUGCAAAAGGUUCCUGGGUUGUCAUUUGUUUAUUUUUGUCAUUGUUCUUGUCAUUAGGUUUGAUUUUUGGCCCUUUGCCUUCCUUCUAGUAGUGUUCCUUGCACUGAUUGGAAACAGGCUAAAAGCUCCAUUUCUGUGUGAGUUUUCUCCUUAGACACCAUUUGUCUCAUGUGGCUGCUCUGCCCCAGGGUUACACAGGUACUCCCGGAGAGCAGUAGCGACAGGCAGCAGUGACUUCAGAAAUCCGUUUCUCCAGUCCUUUACAUCGGUAACAGCAUUUGGCUUCCCGUUGCUCCUUGGAAUUGUUUAUUAAGUAUGUGUUUUUGACAGCCUCCUCGUCACAAUUUCUUAAAUGAGUACUGGUUUGUAAAGAAUUAUUAACAUUAUCCAUUCCAUUUAUGAGAAAGAGGAGAACAGCUAAUAAACUUUAUUGUAAAAUCCA
This is a messenger RNA of Ochotona princeps (American pika), 4527 nucleotides long. RefSeq names its product discs large MAGUK scaffold protein 1 (gene DLG1). Lineage: Eukaryota; Metazoa; Chordata; Mammalia; Lagomorpha; Ochotonidae. Gene Ontology annotation, molecular function: kinase binding. Bases 59 to 2845 code for a protein of 928 amino acids. The transcript has 25 exons. Gene Ontology annotation, biological process: neurotransmitter receptor localization to postsynaptic specialization membrane; chemical synaptic transmission. Gene Ontology annotation, cellular component: neuromuscular junction; postsynaptic density membrane; neuron projection. The record is from RefSeq and is a predicted model, not a curated record.